Messenger RNA from Penicillium pulvis, 3561 nucleotides. RefSeq names its product Cu(2+)-transporting P-type ATPase CCC2 (gene ctpA). Gene Ontology annotation, cellular component: membrane. Lineage: Eukaryota; Fungi; Ascomycota; Eurotiomycetes; Eurotiales; Aspergillaceae. The record is from RefSeq and is a predicted model, not a curated record. Gene Ontology annotation, molecular function: ATP binding; ATP hydrolysis activity; copper ion binding. The transcript has a single exon. Bases 1 to 3561 code for a protein of 1186 amino acids. Gene Ontology annotation, biological process: copper ion homeostasis; monoatomic cation transport.
AUGUAUGCCGAUCUUGAUGGCGCGGGCGAUGCAGCCUCCGCCAGUCGGCUGCCAACCAUGUCUACCACAACAGUCAAAGUGGAUGGCAUGACCUGCGGAGCCUGCACCUCUGCCGUUGAGAGCGCUUUCACGGACGUUGAAGGAGCUGGCGAGGUCUCUGUAAGCUUGAUCAUGGGUCGCGCUGCGGUACAACAUGAUCCGUCAAUACUUUCGCCGUCAAAAAUUGCGGAGAUGAUCGAAGACCGCGGGUUCGAUGCGGCGAUUUUAUCGACCGAAGAGCACAUGAAGAGCGUUGUCACUGAUACGCAGGAAACACCUCGGACACACUCAUCGAUGACUACCCUCGCGAUCGAAGGCAUGACCUGCGGCGCUUGCACCUCUGCAGUUGAAAGCGGACUUACCGACGUUGCUGGUAUCGACUCGGUUAAUGUGUCGCUGCUCUCGGAGCGCGCGGUGGUGGAACACAAUGCGGACAUUAUUACCCCGGAGCAAAUUGCGGAUAUCAUUGAGGAUCGAGGAUUUGGAGCGCGGGUGCUGGAAACUAAGGCGUCUGCGGGCUCGGACGAUGGAUCUACACUCGCCGACAUGAUUGAAGACCACAGAGGGCACAUGGUUACUACGGUUGCGAUUGGAGGAAUGACUUGUGGCGCCUGCACCUCGAGUGUACAGAAUGCCUUUACCGAUGUUGACGGCGUGGUUUCGUUCAACAUCAGUCUUCUCGCUGAGCGCGCCGUGAUCGUACAUGAUCGGUCAAUACUUACUUCCAAGGCUAUCUUGGCAAUAGUGGAUGAUGCUGGCUUUGAUGCGUCAAUCGUAUCAUCCGAACCGCAAGAACCGCUUUCGAGGAAAACCCAGCAGCUCAACCUCAGUCUUCAUGGCCUACGAGACGCCUCGUCUGCCUCUGCGCUAGAAAAAGAUCUCUCUGCCCGACCCGGAAUUAAGUCCGCCUCCAUCACCUUAGCAAACGCUCAACUUAGCAUUGCCUUCGACACGUCCGUGAUUGGUAUUCGAUCCGUGUUCGAUGUGAUUGAGGCUGCUGGAUAUAACGCGCUGAUUACAGACUUGGAUGACACCAAUGCACAGUUGGAGUCGUUGUCGAAAACUAAGGAGAUUCAGGAGUGGCGACGAGCUUUCAUUGUCUCCGUCUCCUUUGCUGUUCCUGUAUUCUUCAUUAACAUGUUGAUCCCCAUGUAUAUGCGCCCAAUCGAUUUCGGUCGGUUUCAGCUCUUUCCAGGUCUUUAUCUGGGAGACCUGGUAUGUCUUGCUCUCACCAUUCCAGUGCAAUUCGGUAUCGGCAAACGGUUUUAUAUCACCAGCUUCAAAUCUUUAAAGCACAGAUCUCCAACCAUGGAUGUUCUCGUCAUGUUAGGCACAUCGGCCGCCUUUUUUUACAGUUGUUUUACUAUGGCGAUGGCUAUUCUCAGCGACUACCACAAGCGUCCGAGCACCGUUUUUGAUACCAGCACUAUGCUCAUCACAUUUAUCACCUUGGGAAGAUGGUUGGAGAAUCGCGCCAAAGGACAGACGUCUGCAGCGCUCUCCCGCCUUAUGUCAUUGGCCCCGUCUAUGACUACUAUUUACGAGGAUCCCAUUGCAGCAGAAAAAGUGGCGGAUGGUUGGGCCUCUCAGAAUUCCCAGCCCGCAUUGGCCGAGGACUCAACGGUGAACCAGAAACUCAUCCCUACGGAACUGAUUCAAGUCGGGGACAUUGUCAUUCUUCACCCAGGCGACAAAGUGUCUGCUGAUGGUAUCGUGAUCCGAGGCGAGAGUUAUGUCGAUGAGAGCAUGAUCACAGGAGAGGCUUUGCCGAUCCACAAAAAGAAAGGCAGUCAUGUCAUCGCCGGUACUGUAAACGGCACAAGCUCGGUCGAUUUUAAAGUCACCCGGGCUGGCAAGGAUACCCAACUAAGUCAAAUUGUCAAAUUAGUCCAGGAUGCACAAACAAGUCGAGCUCCUAUUCAACGCAUGGCGGAUAUCGUGGCCGGGUACUUUGUCCCCACUAUUAUCUGCCUUGGCUUGAUUACCUUUUUCGGGUGGAUGUUCCUGAGCCACAUCUUGCCCAAUCCACCCAAGAUCUUUAAGUCUGAGGAAGCGGGCGGCAAGGUUAUGGUCUGUUUGAAGCUUUGUAUCUCAGUGAUUGUCUUCGCAUGUCCCUGCGCUUUGGGUCUUAGCACACCUACCGCUGUGAUGGUGGGAACUGGUGUUGGUGCCGAAAAUGGAAUCUUGGUCAAAGGUGGCGCUGUCCUCGAGGCUGCCACCCAGAUCAAUCAUGUUGUCUUUGACAAAACAGGUACAUUGACUACGGGCCGGAUGAGUGUCGCUCAUGCUCGGAUUGAACCUCAGUGGACGGCUAAUGAAUGGCGACGUCAAUUAUGGUGGCUUCUCGUUGGCCUUUCCGAGAUGGGUAGUGAGCAUCCAAUCGGACGAGCCAUCUUUUCUGAAGCUAAGACGGGAUCCGGUCAUCCCGGAGGAGACGGCCUCCCAGGAAGCAUUGGAGACUUCGAUGCUUGUGUAGGCCAGGGAAUCUCGGCAACUGUUGAACCCUCGACCUCCAUCGAGCGUACCCGCUACCAGGUCUUUUUGGGCAAUGCUGAGUUCUUGCGUUCGAAAAAUAUUCCCGUGCCCGCAUCCGCCGACCCUGAAUCAUCCGAGGCUGAAGAUGACUCGGAGACUCUGGGGCCUAAGCCAACUGGCGCUGCAUCUGGCAUCACCCGGAUUCAUGUCGCAAUUGACAAGCAAUACGCAGGAACUAUUUCCCUACGGGAUAGCGUCAAGGACAGCGCAGUCGCCGCAGUGGCUGCCUUGCACCGUAUGGGUAUUACAGUCUCCAUGGUCACGGGUGACACACUAUCAACGGCGAUAUCAAUCGCAACUGCCGUUGGUAUUCCCACGUCCUCAGUGCACGCCUCUGCUUCUCCGUCCGACAAACGCACCAUCAUCGACCGCCUCCAGAUGAGUGGCGAGCGAGUGGCAAUGGUCGGUGAUGGCAUCAACGACUCUCCCGCUUUAGCCACCGCCUCUGUUGGCAUUGCCUUAGCCUCCGGCACCGACGUCGCCAUGGAAGCAGCAGACAUCGUGCUGAUGCGCCCAGAUGACCUUCUCACUGUACCUGCCAGUCUCUCCUUGUCCCGCACUGUCUUCAAUCGUAUCAAGAUGAACCUUGUAUGGGCUUGUCUCUACAACGUCAUUGGCCUUCCCUUCGCUAUGGGCAUCUUCCUACCUUUCACAGGCUUCAUGCUUCCGCCCAUGGCCGCCGGUGCUGCCAUGGCUAUGUCCAGCGUCUCAGUUGUCGUCAGCAGUCUACUCUUGAAGCUCUGGCGUCGACCGUCCUGGAUGGACAUUGACCGCCUUGAGAAGGAAGCUAUCUCCGCACCACAACGGAACCAUGCUCGCAGAGCUAGCUGGUGGUCUCCUGCUACGAUGUUAUCCCCUAACGAUCCACGAUCUGUCCGGCGCUAUGUUGUGCAUGUGAUUGCUGCGCUAUGGUCUAUAAUGGCCGGCAAGCAGUCCGCUCGAGAAGAUGAGGGCUAUGUCCCACUACAAACCGUUGAACCUGUAUGA